UCCGCUAGUGAACGGACCGUGAUUUAAGAGCGCCGAACACUGAGCAGCGUGACCUAUAUUCCACAGCGACACACACACUCCCUCCCCCCCUUCUUCCUAUGGCGCCCUCUACGCAGCUCCUGGCCCGCGUUGCAGCUCCGCGCCUCGGCUGACGCUGCGCGGCCAAGCGGGAGGCGCCACCAGGGACACUGCGGACGGCGAGCCGGGCUGAGCGCCUGCCAAGCGGCGGAAGGAGAGGCCCGUGGACGCCGCACAGCCGCGAACCCCCAACCCGCUCGUUCCUCCGCCGCUUCGGCGGCAGCAGCAGCAGCAGCAGAGCGCGUCGCGGGCCCGCCGCCCCCACAGCGAGGACCGGAGGAAGCGCAGCGACCGAGGAGCCGCGGAGGGAUACGCAGCGCGUGCGGCAUGGCGAGGGACUACGAUUACCUCUUUAAACUGCUCAUCAUCGGCGAUAGCGGGGUGGGGAAAAGCAGUCUACUCCUACGCUUUGCAGACAACACGUUUUCAGGGAGCUACAUCACCACCAUUGGUGUCGACUUUAAGAUUCGGACAGUGGAGAUCAACGGUGAGAAGGUGAAAUUGCAGAUCUGGGACACGGCGGGUCAGGAGCGCUUCCGGACCAUCACAUCCACGUACUACAGGGGCACCCAUGGUGUUAUAGUGGUGUAUGACGUUAGCAGCGCAGAAUCCUUUGUCAACGUGAAGCGAUGGCUGCAUGAAAUCAACCAGAAUUGUGACGAUGUCUGCAGGAUAUUAGUUGGUAACAAGAAUGAUGAUCCCAACUCCAAAGUGGUGGAAACAAAUGACGCCCAGAAAUUUGCAGAGCAAAUGGGGAUCCAACUCUUUGAGACGAGCGCGAAAGAAAACAUCAACGUAGAGGAUAUGUUCAACUGCAUUACAGAGCUGGUUUUGAAAGCCAAAAAGGAGGUUCUGGCCAAGCAACAGCAGCAUGACGAUGUGGUCAAACUGACCAAGAACAGCAAGCGGAAGAAGAAGUGCUGCUGACAGACGGAGGAAACUCGGUCACCGCACGCAACGGAUGGAUGGCGAGAGGGAGAAGCGAACAGAGGAGCACGAACGCCUUGGAAAUGAACUUCAACAAACUAAAUUAAUAUAUUAAAAAAAUAAAAAGGUUAAAUAAAGGAAUUAUGGAAAAUGAAGGAAAAACAUCAGUCCCUUUUGGACUGAAUGAAUCUUAAGACUUGUAUGGAUAGAUUCACUUUUUUCUUUUUUUUUUUUUUUUUUUUUUUCCUCCCCCUUUUCCAUAACACACCAGUUAUUUAAUAAACCAGUCCUGGAUUGGAGAACUUUCAGGAAGCUCUGGCUAUUUCUGCAUCAUUGUGUAUUCUCUUCUGCACUCUCCUCAUUCCUGGAUUUUCAAGGAGUUGUGUCUGAAGGCCAGGGCUUUUUUUUUUUUUUUUUUUUUUUUUUUUUUUUUUUUUUUU
Molecule: messenger RNA, 1445 nt
Organism: Scleropages formosus (Asian bonytongue)
Lineage: Eukaryota; Metazoa; Chordata; Actinopteri; Osteoglossiformes; Osteoglossidae
Product: ras-related protein Rab-35-like
Exons: 6
Coding region: 406-1005 (199 amino acids)
Molecular function (GO): GTP binding; GTPase activity
Source: RefSeq, a predicted model, not a curated record